Dunckerocampus dactyliophorus (ringed pipefish) is the source of this 3051-nucleotide messenger RNA. It is a transcript of the gene f2rl1.2, whose product is annotated as coagulation factor II (thrombin) receptor-like 1, tandem duplicate 2. The coding region runs from base 93 to 1250 and encodes 385 amino acids. Gene Ontology annotation, cellular component: membrane. The transcript has 2 exons. Gene Ontology annotation, biological process: positive regulation of Rho protein signal transduction; phospholipase C-activating G protein-coupled receptor signaling pathway; thrombin-activated receptor signaling pathway. Gene Ontology annotation, molecular function: thrombin-activated receptor activity. The record is from RefSeq and is a predicted model, not a curated record. NCBI's taxonomy places the organism in Eukaryota, Metazoa, Chordata, Actinopteri, Syngnathiformes, Syngnathidae.
GGAGGACGCGUUGGCGGAUGUUUAAGUUGUUUCAGGGCGCGGACGCAGACAGGAGAGAGCGAGCUAGCUAGCUUAGACGGAGCCAAGUAAGAAUGGACCCUGCCCGCAUUUGGACCCUUCUGGUCGUCUUGUGUCACUUUUGGGUCGCGGAUGGCGCAGGAAAAGGACGUGGCUUCAUUGGGGUUAAAGAUCCCCAAAACUCGGACCUGGUGGUCGUGAAGGGGGUCGUGGCGGAGACCCUGCAAAGCGGGCUGACCACCGUCUUCCUGCCAGUGGUCUACAUCGUGGUGUUCGUGGUGGGCCUGCCCACCAACGCCAUGGCAAUAUGGGUGUUCCUGUUCCGCACCAAGAAGAAGCACCCGUCGUCCAUCUACAUGGCCAACCUGGCGCUGGCCGACCUACUCUUCGUCAUCUGGACGCCACUGAAGAUCGCCUACCACUUCAAUGGUAACAACUGGAUCUACGGCGAGCCGCUGUGCAAGGUGAUGGUGGCCUUCUUCUAUGGGAACAUGUACUGCUCCAUCAUCUUCAUCGCCUGCCUCAGCGUGCAGCGCUACUGGGUGGUGACCCACCCGCUGUCCCAGCAGAGGAAGAACAACAAGGUGGCCAUCGGAGUCUGCGUAGCCGUCUGGGUCUUCAUCUGGCUCAGCACCACGCCGCUCUACCUCUAUCAGCACACGGCCCGGCUACGAGAGCCCGCCAUCACCACCUGCCACGACGUCAACAUCAUCGAGGCCCCGCUGGACCCCUUCCCGUCAGUGCAGCUGCCUUACUUUUACUUCAUCUGCAUGGGCCUGGUGGUGUUCCUGGUACCGUGCGUGGUCAUCGUGGUGGCCUACAUCCUGCUCCUGCGAGCCCUGGGCAGGAACAUGGAGGACAGCACGGCGGCUAAGAACCGCAGACGGGCGGUGGUUCUGAUCCUCACUGUGCUGUUCACUUUCUUGCUGUGCUUCAUUCCGAGCAACAUCAUGCUGGUGGUGCACUACUCGCUGCUGAAGGACGGCGUGGAGAACAACGGCUACGGCUUCUACGUGACCACGCUGUGCCUCGCCAGCCUCAACAGCGUGCUGGACCCGUUCAUCUACUACUUUGUGUCUGAGGACUUCCGCAACCACGUGAAGAACACGCUGCUGUGUAGGAGCAGCCGGACUGUGGAGCGCAUGAGGGUCUCCUUCAGCUCCAUGAAGUACUCCAGGAAGAGCAAGUCCUACGUGUCGGAGUCGGGGAACACACAGAGCAGCUCUUGCUAGCCGGCGGAGCAAGUGGACGGCGCUCGUGCGAGGAUCACGCCGGUCGGUCUGGCUACGACCGGGAUACCCGCAAAUGUCACGGAAGCAAAGAUUUUAGGCCAAAUGGACACGGGUGUUUUGAAAAAUGCAGAUUAGACUUUUGGAGAACACUUGUGGAGGUUUUAGUGUGAACACGUGGAAAUCUUUUUGGCUCGUCUUUUUUUCCAUCCAUCCAUCUUCUAUGCCGCUUAUCCUCACUGUAGCUGGAGCCUAUCCCACCUGACUUCGGGUGAGAGGCGGGGUGCACCCGGAGGCACGUACAGACAACCAAUCAUUCACACCCAUGGAGUCCGUGCAGGCCGGGAUGGACUUCAGCGUUGUGACCAUGGAGGAGGAGAGAGUGGAACUUGUAACCUUAUUUUCCGCUUUAGUGUUCCAUUCGUGUGCAGAUGGAACGUUUCUAGUGUGUAUGUUUUGGUAAAUAAAUGCUAAAAGGUUUCUGUGAUACCCCUUUUCGUGUUCGCUGGAGUGACUCACUGGGUUUGACUCACGGAGCUUCUGGCUGGCCCGCAUGGAAAUGACAGGAAUUCGCGGAAUGCUGCUUCCCAGUGUCAUCUGGGACUUCUCAAAGUCACGUUUUAAAGAAGUAGUGUCCAAAGUUGCGGCCUGGGAGCCCAUUUACGGACCGCAGCUCAUCUUCUUUUGGCCCUCAGCAAUUUGUAAAAAUAAAUGGAUUCCUUCUUUAGGUAUUUUGUAAGGUGUUACGCUAAUUUGCUCCGUGGCCUGUAACACAAAGCCAAGAUGCUUUGUUCAGCCAGCUAGCGUUAUAGCAUCUUCAAUGCCCACAGGACUGCAAUCUACUUGCGGCAGGGGUGGAUUGCGUCAUUCCCUAAUUUUAAUAAUUGAAUGCCACCUUUUUAGUGAGCAAAAACCAUGAAAAGCAAAACCAACAUGUUUAGAAAUACUUCACGUUGCUUCUGUUUGUGUCACAAGUAAGACUGAGCCGCCUGUGAGUGCUUUUAGAUGCGGGGGUGUCCAAAGUCCCCACCACUGUUUUUUCUUUGUCGCCUUCUUAAAAAUACAGUUAAACCAAAAAAACAUUUAAAAAAAACAGUAAUUUUUACAAACAUGAACUUUGAAUUUAAUUUAAUUUGUAAUGAAUAAUUUACAAAUAAACAUUUGCAAGCAUUUAAGAAUAAAGACCAAAUAAAGUUGAAAUCUAAAAAAAAAAAAAAAAUCAAAUAUACUGUAGUUGCAAGUUGGGGGAAAUUAGGUUGUGAGAAAAUUAUAUUAUUACACAAAGUCCAAAUAUUAGGAGUCAUAUGAAAACAUAACAUGUACACGAGCAGGUUGAAAUAUUUACUUUUUAAAAAAAAAAAAAUUGAAAAACGGCAGCGAAAAAGUGUCAAUUAAGGAGAAAAGUUCCACAUGAAUACGCAUGGGCACCGAUGACACAAAGCUGAGGGGCAGCCUGUUCUCUUUUGCUUUCUGUUUCCUAAAUAUAAGAAGUGUGGCCCCUCAAUCUUUGGGUUUUUCAGUAUGUGGCCCUCAGUUUUAGACAAGUCUAGAGUGGCUAAUCCCUUCUGCUACAUCUUCUUCUUCUCUGGCAGUCUCAUUACCGUGUGUUUAUGGUAAUGACACCCUACGGUCUCAUUACCGUGUACAGUCUCAUUACCGUGUGUUUAUGGUAAUGACACCCUACGGUCUCAUUACCGUGUACAGUCUCAUUACCGUGUGUUUAUGGUAAUGACACCCUACGGUCUCAUUACCGUGGGUUUAUGAGCGUGGGUAAAUGGGUAAUGCCACAUUUGUUUGUCGUCAG